AGUUUUUUCUUCGCAACAGGGGCGACAGGGCACGUGCCAUAAAAAUCUCUAGCGAUGCCUAGUUACCUUUUCUCCAAAAUGUACGCCAGUACGCAUAAAUGACGCUGCGUAUCGACUCGGAGUUGGGUUGAGCCUAGCUUGUAUAAAAAUCUAAGGUUUUAUUCGGUUUUAGCUACGUUUUAUGGAGAUCAGAAUAAGAGAGUCGACUACCUAACGGAAAAAAAACAGUCUGCACGACUUCAAAUCAAACCAAAGACUGAGUUUGAAGAUCUACUUAUCUCGACAACAUGUCAAAAAAAAGCGACUACAGAAGGGACGACUACGAUCGGGACUACAAUUACAGAAAAGGGUCAAGUGCCUACAGAGGAGAGGACAGAGACAGAAGGAGGGAGGAUGACGAUGAGCCACGGUCUAGGGAUAGGUCACCACACAGGCCCCAUGAUCGACAUGAGCUAUCCAGCAGUUCCUAUCAACCACAGUCAGGGAAACAGAAACUGGUCUUUGGUUUUGAUAAGAAACCUCCCAGUAAUGAUUCCAAGAAAGGCGGUAUACAAAUGAAGCUGGGCAGUGGUAGUACUUCAAAAGUGUCUAAACCUCCGCCUAAAAAGCAUACAAUAGCUUCGGUCUUCAAUAAUUCUGAUGACGAUGAACCUGAAGAGAUGCCUGCUGAAGCCAGGAUGAGAAUGAGAAAUAUUGGACGUGAAACGCCAACAUCUGCUGGACCCAAUUCAUUUGGAAAAACGAAACAAGGCUUCUGUGAUUCUAAGAAAAUUUUUGAAAAAACUCUGAAGAAAGCUAUGGAAGAAGCAAAUAAAUGAUUCUACUUUACCUCCUUUAAAUUAAUUUUUCACAUAGUUGUUAUAAUUUGGAAGUAGCCAGAAUUCAUUUAAUUUUUUGCCACUUAGUUGUUAUUUUUCUAUUGUGUAAUGUGUGGCAAAGCAAUAGUAACUAAUAAAACUUUUAUCAUCGAUAAUACCAUUGUUAAAAGAAAGAAAUUCUUCUUUAAAUUCAAUAAUAUAUUAUAAAAUUAAAAUUUUAUAAGAAAAUUAUUAAAAAAAAGUACUGGUAGGCAUGAAAAUAUUAUCAUACUAUAGUACAGUAAUCAUUUUUAAUCUGACAAGGUUCCAAUAAACUUCUGUAUUUUAUAUCAUCUAACAAUAGUAUUUAAAUUUCAAUAUUUCACUAUUAUAAAAGUUACUCUUCUGAAUCUGUGUUAACAUUUACUUUAUGAAAAAGGUUUGUUAAAACUAAAAUGCAAAAUAAAAAUAAUUAUAAACCUU
Messenger RNA from Nasonia vitripennis (jewel wasp), 1280 nucleotides. RefSeq names its product PEST proteolytic signal-containing nuclear protein. Lineage: Eukaryota; Metazoa; Arthropoda; Insecta; Hymenoptera; Pteromalidae. Gene Ontology annotation, biological process: proteasome-mediated ubiquitin-dependent protein catabolic process; protein ubiquitination. The transcript is spliced from 3 exons. The coding region runs from base 288 to 818 and encodes 176 amino acids. Gene Ontology annotation, cellular component: nucleus. The record is from RefSeq and is a predicted model, not a curated record.